Molecule: messenger RNA, 4983 nt
Organism: Polychytrium aggregatum
Lineage: Eukaryota; Fungi; Chytridiomycota; Chytridiomycetes; Polychytriales
Exons: 21
Coding region: 1-4983 (1660 amino acids)
Source: RefSeq, a predicted model, not a curated record
AUGCUCAAGGUCUUUGACAUCUACCUUGACGAACUGGCCGUAUUCCGCCUCGCAUUUUUGGAAGUUUGCACACGAGCCAGGAACGAAGCCCGAGCAAAGAAGGCAUACAAGAAAGCCCUGAGCGGCCGCAAUGCUUCGCAAGUGGUCCCGGCCGAGACCAAUACAAAACUCGAUGACGGCGAGGACGAGCGCGAGAGCCUGAUUCCAUUGCUGGAUCACUCGACCUCGAGAAUCUCUGGCCUCAAGAAGGCAUGGGAUGACGCAUGUCUGCUGGCCGGCCUCGAAGCCGAAAAAUCCAUCCAUCAGAAACAGGGACCGGCGCUGCUGCUCCUGACGACGCUCUGCGAAAGUCGCACCGAGAUGUGGGAAAAGCUCGCCCAUAUCUUUUCCAAGACCGCAGCAGUGCUCGAGGACUACACCUCCGCGCAGCUGCCGCCGGAUUACGUCUCGACCUUGGGCGAAAAUUCACUCGAGCUGCUAUCGUCCGAAGGAGCGGCCGAGGUCUCGUUGUCGGGACCAAGCCAGCCCCGAUUCAAGGCCCUGAGCAAGCUCCCACCCGUCGUGAGCCGACUCCUGGAGCUGUGGAAUGAGUGCCUCGAAUCAGAAUUCCGCCAUACCGAGCAUCUGCUUGGGUGGUGGGGCUCGGAGUGGGAGGUCCACACCCGAGAGCUCUCGGUCACUCAUCAUUUCCGGGCACUUUCGGUCGUCGGUGCCUCUGCAACAAAGGCGUCUCGCCGCAUCCACCCGUCGACAAAUGCUCCAGCAACGGCCCCAGUCGUCACCAGCAAGCGACAGCUCGCACUGGCCAAGAAGCUUCACGACCUCGACCGUGCCCGCUACCGGCUUCAGCGCACUGUCAACGACAACCGCAUCUUCCGAAGAAAUGCGCUGCCCCAGGCCAUACUUGCAUAUUUGAGGGAGAUGGGGGACUACUCUCGCCGGCUCGCAAAAAAAGCGACAUCUACCAGCGCUCCCACACCCAGCACCCGUAUCAGCGCCGAGGGCUACUCUGUUCGAUAUGCGAAAGCGCUCGUCGUUUCGCAACAUAAUCGCAUCAUCGAAAAUCUACUGGGAUGCGGCUUUCUCUUUGACGCGAUCCAGAAUCUGGGAUUUAUCUUUCAUCCGUCAAUUCCAUGGAACCAACCUGCGUUGCAAACAGUCCUGCAUUACUUUUUGAUUCCAUUCGACUUGGAGGCUCUCUAUUGGACAUGCGUGGCUAUAUCCGUUUGGUUUGCCAUCAACAUUUUUGUGUUGAUGUACCAGAUUCGCAGCCCAACAGGCAUCUCUUCUCACUUGGUCCUGGCUAUCACCCGAUAUCAGCUCGGCUUCCUCGCAACCGUUUUGUUCUUUCCCGUGGCGGAGCAUCUGUUCGAGCCGUACUAUCGCAUCAUAUCGGCCUUUGUCAGCUACUCGGCUGCAAAUAACAACGCUACUUUGCCCGAGCACACUGUGAUCGACCCCUACCUCAUUGUGCAGGUCGCUACCUCGACCGUGUGCUUGAUUCUCUUCUUGACACCCAUCUUCGUGACGCUCUCCGUGCUGUUCUCGGCGCGUGAGAAUCCCUCGCUGAGCUUCUGUGCUCGAAAUGCGCCUCGAGUCGACUUCUCCGAGGUCAUCAUUCGAACAUUCAUCUCGCUGGCGUUCUCCAUCGUCCCCACCUGGGCCGCGACAUGUGUCCUUCUCUUGGGCAAUCUCUCGAUCCUGUUCAUGAUCAUUAUCUAUCCGCCAUACUCAUCGCUUGUCAGCAACAUCGGAAAGACGAUAGUCACCGGCUCCCACGUCUAUGGAUCCCUGGCGUCGGCCAUCGUUGCCUGGUCAAACACAUCGGCUCCUUCCACGGCCAUCUUCUGGAUCAUAGCGACAAUGCCUUUUGCUGGGCUUCUUAGCGCGCAGUUGUUGCGUGUGCGCCUGCUCUAUCUAGUUCCAGACAACCUCGACACGCUGACUGCGCUACUCAAAAACAAGGAUACCGAAGAUGAAGUUUGCGACGAAGUCGGAUGUACCAAGCGUCUGAGACAAACUCUCAGGGCCGCGGUUGCGAGCUACUGGACCCCACUGGGCCUGGAGCUCGCCACCAGGAUUCUUCUCAUUGUCACGGCAAAGGAGAGAGAGCCGAGCAAGAACGACAGUCUCGAGUCACUCUCUGGAACGUUUGAGAGCCGAGGCUCAAAGUACCUCCGUCGAAUCCUGCGCGAGCACAGCCUCCGCUUCUUCAAAUUCCAGGGCAUCGAGCUCCUUGGAUCGGAUGAAGCUAAAGUGCUUGCAGCACACAUGCUGUUGAUGGGAAUAAAGCGGUUUCCAAAGAGCGCGUGGCUGAUGUCGAGGCUCUCGCUGCUACUCACGUUCGAGACAGAGGCUCUGUCGGGCCACUUUACCAUGCCUACAGCGCACAUGGCCAAGGAUUUGGUUCAGCAGGCGCUGCUCAUGGAGCCAACGGCUGACACUGAGUUUUGCCUGUUCUUUCUCUUCAAAAAAUGGUAUUACGACCAAGCCACGCUCUCCGAGUCCGAGGGUGUCAAAGAUAUCAUCCAGGCUGUUCAGUUCCGACACGACAUGUCCUCCGCCAAGCACCACGAAGAGAAAGCUGUGAAGAAUGCUCUAAUGUUCUGGCAGCAGGUCCAGCGACAAAACUACGACCUACGAAUGCUUAUGAGUAUCCUGGACAAUGUGGAGACACACGAAGAGGCAGCUCGAGGAUACUACAAGCGCCUCACGCAGGCAUUUCCACAGUCCAUCAAGGUGCUGAAGGCAUUUUCAAACUUCUUGCGCCACGUGAGCUUCGAGCCAGCGCUCGCUGCCAAGGUCGAAAGCCAUGCAGAGUUCCUCGAGGCCUCACAGCAAAGGAAGCGCCGUAUGAAGCAUGAGUCGAUUCAGUCCAAAUCUUUCAACGCUCAGCAGUCGGUCGCGUCCCCGGCCAGCACCGUGAACAGCACAUUCAGCCUGACCGAGAGCAAAGCCGACGUGGACUUUGACUACCUUAGCCACAUGUUUUCGAUUGGCCAAGGCAGUGGAAAUACAAACCAGGCGGCAGCUCGCAUUAUCAACGGCCUCCGUAUCUCGGUGUACAGCUCGCUGGUUUUUCUGUUCAUGUGCAGCAUUGCCAUGUUUGCGGUGGCAUUUCCGAUCUUUGUCAACACCGUCGUCAACCAAAAGGUGGCGUUUAUGGAGAGCCUUGGACUGCGCUCGCUUGCCCAAGAAGCGGUGUACUGGGCCAGGGGUCUCGAGUGGAUCCAACAGUACCCCGCCAUGUUUCCACACAGCAUAUCGUUCACCAGGAGUCAGUUGAUUGAGAUAUCCUCAAACAUAUCCUCGUCGGCGACUGCAUUCCUCAAGGAUACGUCGCUCAGCUCUGCAGCGAUCGAUGCUGCCUGGAACACACCCAAUCUCGGCAUCGUCAACUACUCCCCGGGACUGGGCUUUACAGGCCAGGUCGUCAAUUCGAACCUCCGCGAAGCCAUCUUUCUGUAUUCAGAAUCGCUAUACAACAUUGCCACGUACAAUCAAACUCCCGUCAAUGUCCUUCCGUACUGGAAGUUUGUGAUCCAGAAUGGACCAAUGACUGUGUUUUAUGGACUGCUAAACGUCGCGAACGCCUACCAGUCGGAAAUGCAGAGCGAUAGCAACAACAAGCGCUUCUACCUUGCCAUCAUCAGCGCCAUCGCUUGCGGAGCCGUGCCGCUGCUUCUCUGUCUCUUCAUCUUUGUGCCGUUCUUCUACAAAGUGAGCCGCGACUUUCGCAUCUCGAGCGAGCUGUUCUUCAGAGUGCCCGACUCAGUCAUCGACCACAUUAUACAAAAGCUCAAGAACAAGGAGAUUUCCAAAAAAGGUCGGUUUUCCACAGCGAUCGUCAAGCGAGAGUCCAAGACCGCGGUAAAUUACCAGACGAGAGAGAGCCUCAAGGCCUUCGAAAAGCAGAUGCCUCUUCGCCUGAAGGCCGUCGGGAUCUCCUAUGUCGCGUCGCUCUUGACUUUUGCAAUCAUCACGGGGAUCUCGCUGUAUCUGUUGUCGCUGGCAAACAGCACUCUGGUCCAGCUUGCUGUGGAAGAGCGAUAUGCGACCAUCCGUUCUGGCUACGCAUGGCUUUUGCUCUCGCAGUCGCAGGAGCUAAUGAGAAACGACACCAACUCCCUCAACUACCCAAGCACUGUUCAGCUCAUGAAAAUGGUUGCCGAGGAGCUUUUCUUCAUCAAUGAGGGUCUCCAGACUGGAAACGCCUCGUUAGGACUGAGCGGCUUCAAGGGACGGAUCCCUGCGCUGGAUGAUCUGGAGUACAACAGCAAAUGCCUGGGUCCGAUCGAGGCGUGCGGAUCCCUGGACUACUUGCUGCAGUUCGCAUCAACUUUGGCAAUCUUGAUCACGCAAGAGCCGCCGCGAGUGAAUGGGAUCAACACGACAUUGUCGCCCGUAUAUAUCCAGCUGCAGGCCCUCAUGGACAGUCCAGACGGCAUCCUGCUUUCGGAUCUGGAUCAGGCGGCCACCAUUCUGAGCGACAACAUCACGCCGGUCAUAGAAUUCGCAUACGCCUUCUGCAACGCCUCAUUCGGCAUUUCAACGGUAUUUUUCUUAUUCAUGACGUUUUACCUCAUGCCCAAGCGAAUGCUGUUCAUGAUUCCGCCCAAGGCACUUAUCAGCAUCCCGGAGAUAGCAGACUAUCUCGAAGCAGGCCGUGCCGACAAAGGCGAUGAGAACGCACAGGAGCUUGCAAACCUCGACCUGGCCGAGGAGCAAAGCGAGCAAAAGGCCGAUGAUGCCGAGUCGCCGGAGAAGGAACGGCAAGGGUCCAACGAGGCAAUCAAUGCUCCCAGCAUUACCCCAGUAGCGAGACGGGCCGUGUUCCACGAUAUCGGCGCCAUCGAUGCCUUCAGCGAUAGCAUCGAGAAGCAAUCGGAUAGCGCGGACAACAGAUCGGGCGAUUUGGUUCCAAGUCGACUCCGAAUCAACGAGAGUCCCAGCCCUGCACGCUCAGGGCUGAGCAACCCGUAG